Messenger RNA from Filobasidium floriforme, 1692 nucleotides. Its product is annotated as putative beta-glucan synthesis-associated protein SKN1. Gene Ontology annotation, biological process: fungal-type cell wall organization; (1->6)-beta-D-glucan biosynthetic process. The record is from RefSeq and is a predicted model, not a curated record. Gene Ontology annotation, cellular component: plasma membrane; endoplasmic reticulum membrane. Gene Ontology annotation, molecular function: glucosidase activity. The transcript is spliced from 8 exons. Bases 1 to 1692 code for a protein of 563 amino acids. Lineage: Eukaryota; Fungi; Basidiomycota; Tremellomycetes; Filobasidiales; Filobasidiaceae.
AUGCCCUUCCUAGGACAUUCGCGACCAGGCUCGGCAGAGAGCGGGGAGCGAUUGGUUCGGUCUGGCGGACAAUGGAACGGAUCACCUGCGGCAAGCUCAUUGUCGCUUGCACAUGGCGGGGAACAAUACACGCAUGACGGCUCGGCCGACAUUCUUGCCCAACUCGAUGCUCAACCGCUGGAAGAAUGGGAGAAGCGUGUAGAGGAGAAGGAGAGCAUCAAGUGGUCUUCUGCACGAGGGUGGAUGAACAUGGGCACGAUAUUCAUCCUGUGCGGAGGAAUCGUAGCCGUCUUUCUUGGGGUGCCUAUCGUCAAAGAAUACAACAAAAAGACGGCUGGUGCCAAUGUCUCGGGAUACAACCUCGGAGGGAUCAACGCUACGGGGCAGUUUGCCAGUAUCGGUCGGGAUUUAAUUGACCCGGACACGCCUUCUGAUGCCUAUACACGGACGGGUUUCGAUGGGAACCAGUGGAACCUCGUGUUCUCCGAUGAAUUUGAGCUGGACGGCAGGACUUUUUUCCCAGGCGACGACCCGUAUUGGGAAGCGGUGGAUCUUCACUACUGGGGUACCAACGAUUAUGAAUGGUAUGAUCCCCGAGCCAUCACGACCCGCGAUGGCAAACUCGUGAUUACGCUAUCGGAAACGGUCAAUCACAACCUCAACUAUACGUCUGGAAUGCUACAAAGCUGGAACAAGCUCUGCUUUUCGGGUUCCAUGUACUACGAAGCAAAGCUGCUACUCCCUGGGAAUAACGAAAUCGGUGGAUUCUGGCCGGGAGUCUGGGCAUUUGGCAAUCUAGGCAGACCAGGCUAUGGCGCAACUACGGAUGGCACCUGGCCCUAUUCUUACGACUCGUGUGACGUCGGGAUAUUGCCGAACCAGACCUAUCUCAACGGUACGGGACCCGACGCGGCACUGCAUAACCCUGCCGAUGGGACCGCAUUAUCGUACCUUCCUGGCAUGCGUUGGCCAUCCUGUACCUGCCCAGGGGAGGACCAUCCCGGUCCGGACGUUUCGAUCGGUAGAGGUGUCCCAGAAGUGGACAUGAUCGAGGCGCAGGUUCUUACCGAUCGGAAGAAAGGAGAAGUCUCGCAAACCCUGCAGAUUGCACCUUAUGACGAAAAUUGGAAGUUUGACAACGCCUCCAGCGAUGUAGCCAACCCAGACUUGACAUACUGGAACACUUACACUGGAGGGGUAUAUCAACAAUCAUGUUCGGGCUUGACCAUUAUCCCCGACGAUGUCUACCAGGAGACUGGCGGGGUUUACACCACUUAUGGAUAUGAGCUCUAUGCCAACAAGGACGACCGAAGUAAUGGGUACAUUACCUGGGUAGCCGACGGCGUUGAGAGCUGGACUCUGCACGCUCCAGGUCUGGCGCCAAACCCUGGGACUGAAGUCGGACAGCGUCUCAUACCAGAAGAACCGAUGGCGCUGGUUCUCAACCUUGGCCUAAGUGACAACUUCCAAUGGGUCGACAAGGAGCAUCUUAAAUUCCCGGCAGAGAUGCAAUUCGAGUACAUUCGUGUCUAUCAACGGGAAGACUAUGGUUCGGUAGGGUGUGAUCCUAAGGACUAUCCGACGGCCGACUACAUCGCACGUCACGCCGAUGCUUAUAACAACCCGAAUCUGACAACUUGGGCGCAGACUGGCUCCACGGUUCCUAAAAACAGGCUCAGAGAUGGAUGUUAA